AUGGGUGAGUGGUUCAUUUAUUUCUUUUUCAGUAAAUUUUUUUAUUAUUCUGUAGGCUUUUUAUAUCUAAUGUUUUUGACUAAUGACCCAUCUAGCUUGGUGAUUUCAAACCUCUCAUAUCUUUUUCUUCUAUUUCUUGUUUCUUCUUAAGGUGUUAAUUAAGUUUAGAUAAUUGGAGUGAGUGCGAUUCCAUUUUUUUGCCCAGAUUUAUUGUCAGUAGUGAAUCAUUCAGAUUUUUUUAAAAUAAUAGAAAAAAAGGGACUUACCAAGCCGUUCACUUUGAGACACGAACAUGCCUUUUUUUUAGAUAGAAAAAAAAUUUUCAAACGGUCGAAACCAGCGCAAUAUUUAUUCGAUGAAAUGUCUAUCUUGCUUUUUUUAAAGUUAAUUUCUCUUAGAAAUCGCGUUGUGCAAAGAGACAGGCCACGCCCCUUUAACGUCUCAAGCUAACCGUGAAUCACAAGUAACGGUCUUUGGAAUUUCAGAAAAAAAUAAUAAAAUUUUUAAAUGUUUCAUUGUCAAAUUAAAAAAAUUAUUUAUGUGUUUCGUCGCAGCAGAAAAAGUUAUCGAGUCGUUAAGCUUAAUAAAAGGGCUUAUGAUGAAAUUACCGCGAAAAUCAAGCCGCUGAAAAUCUUUUCGGGAUGAAAUCAGCGUAGAAUAAAGUAUUGCAAAAUAUCAGAAGUUGGCAAAAUAUGGCUUUAAUGAGCGCUCCAAGGACAAUAUGUAAACUCGGUCAUUGGUAACGAGAAACUGACGUACUCCGGACGUUUUUGUGGGACUCUAGGGAUCAUUUAGAAGUGCUGACGCUAAAGUGGUCACUAGAAAUGCCGAGAAACGUCCGGAGCACGUCCGUUUCGCGUUACCAAUCUCCGAGAACUAUUUUGAGGUUCAUUUCUUUUAAAAAUGAUAUUGGUAGUGUUCAAAUUUUUGAUAAAAGCAUGUCAGCGCAAUUUGAAACCAUUUUUUUGGCCAAUUUUUCGACGCUCAUUUCUUGCACCGUCUUUCCAUGGCUUCUUUCACGCGGUCAUUUUAUCAUAUAUCCAUUUUAAAUAUUUUUCUCUCAAUAUUCACUAGAAAAGUUCAAGUAGAACGGCUUUCUAAUUUAUUGAUAUCAAGACCUCGUUGCUACGACUACAAAUGGACUCGAAACUACCAAAGACAUCCGGUUGCCUCAAGCGUCUUCUGCGGUCGAAAACGGUCGUCCUAGGAGCCAAAUCGAGAAUCAAGUCACCCCCGGCGAUCUCAUAACUGAUAGGUUUUUAUUAAAAAUGAAGAGAAGAAAUGUGUCGAAAACAUGAUUUCGAGUCAUAAGUUAGUCAUGCCUUUAAUCGUUUAUAUGAGGUCAAAACCUUCUUUCUGAAAGCCGUUAGUAUAACUGGAGUGAAUUCGAAGCGGAAAACUUUGACUUGAAAAAAAGAAAGUAAACUGCAUUAGGAUGGUUUGAUAAGGGAAUAAUAGGGAAUUUGGAUGAUGCUUACAAAACUAAUUAUAAUCAGAUUAUUUUUGAAAUAAGUCCCAUACAUACUUCAUCGUUUGAUAAAUUAGAACCAUCCGUUUUUAUAUUGCAAUUACGACGUCUGUACGGUUCAGAAGUGUACAUCAAAGACCUCGGCGAAACUUUUUUUCGUCAGGAAAGUUUUGGCUUCGACUUGUACGUCCUUGGAAAUGGAGAAGGAAACUUCGCAGGUAUCUUUUCUGUUUUUCAAUUAUACAUUGAUGCGAAGCAAAGUGAUAUUUGAAUGGAUUAGAAGAACUUAUAAAUAUCAAAGCUGUCCUCUGGGCUGCCCAUAGCGUUGCAACGUGGUCGAAAAAUUUGCCACUUUUCGAACCUUUUUUUCUCAAAAAAAAAAGUAAAUGUGCUGUUUAGAAAAAUUAUGAGUUUCUGGAAACCAGAUGACGACAGAAAUCGAAAAAAAAAAUAAGGAAAAAAAGGACUUGCAGAAGUGACAGCGAGCGUUCUUCGCGCAGUCGUGGCGCCACCGCGACUUGUCCUCAGUCUCCGUCGCUUCCAGAAAUCCACGCUGCUGUCGCGCCUACGGCCUACGAAGAUGUGCCGGCGUCUUCCUACCGUCAGUCGUGUCAGUUUUCGCUUUUUUUUCUUUUUUUUAUAGCUAGUUUGAUAGCUAACUUUAGUGAAGAAUUAAAUCAGAAAUACUUUUUUAGUGCCCCAUUUCAAUCUAAAAACGAAGCAAAUUGUUUGAACACGCAAAAAGAAAACUUUCUUCAAAGCCGUUUCCAAGAAAGUUUACUAUCUGUAAGUGUCUUCCCAGUAAAAAUGUAUUUUUAAAUUAUUUUUCUCAGAGACCCAUUUGAUAAGUUCUGAAAUCAUCAUCAAUAUUUAUUGGUUGUUUUAGUCAGAUGGAAUCGACUAGGCGGUGAAAAAAUUGCUCUUUUGAGCGGCACUAACACCGCCUUUGGCGAAAAAGAAGUCAAAACGUGUAGUUGAUUGAAUUGAAAGCAUGGUCGUACGGUCCUUCUCCUCUCUCUUCCACAAGUAGAUCCCUCAGUUUCGCUUGUACGGGCACGGCGGUGAUGGUGGGGCUCGGGCACGGACCCCGUGUACACUCUAGGGUAGCCUCGGCCAAUUGUGAUUAAAAAAAUGAUUUAAAAAAAUCAAGAACAAAUAAAUACGCAUUUAAGAAAAAAAAAGAAAUUUUGAGGCUUUAAACCAAUGUACGGUUUUCCAAUUAAUGACUGCAAACUUCUUGAGCUUUAUUUUAAAAAGUUUAAAAAAAAACGAUUAUUCGUUGAUAUUUUUUUGCACUCGCCAAGUGGGAGCGCAAGAGGCGGUUGCACUCGAAACGCGUAAAUCCCCGGCUCUCCACGUUUUGGCCGAUCUUUCCCAACUUGACAAAUAACCAAUCUUCUCACGUUUCUGAAACCAUCCGUCUCCUUGCGCGUGUUCGAGGCGUCGCUUUCCCUAGCUUUAGGCCAAAACUCGCGAUUUUCGUAUCUCGAGCAGAGCUUUUUUCCAUUGAGCAACAACGUCACUUCUCACUUUGCGUGCGCCUGUUAUUUUUUCAAACCUCAUUUAUCUCUCAUUUGCUUUGUUCUUUCUCUACGUACAACUAUCUCUUAAGAUUCUAGGCGAAACGUCAGCCCCCUUGGUUGCAUACAGACCGGCACUCGACCAGCCUACAUCUUCUGCUGGGUUCGUUUCCGUUUUCUUGUUUAUAAACGUCUGUCUUUCAAUCUCCAAAAAUUCUACUACCUACUACAUUCUUUUUUCACUGUUUUUCACUUCAGUUUAAAAAACUAGAAAGUAUCUCAAAUCAUUCAAAAAAAAAAAAAAAAUCUGGAGAUUUUAUUUGAAAAUGAGCAUUUUUUUCUAUAACGAGGGAGGUCAUUUUUCUUUUGCGGUUGGGAGUUUUCUGAAAGCCAGAACCCUUCUUGAUGUACCUGAUGAAGAUCCAGAAUGUCUCAACCUGCACAACUUCCUACUUUUUGAGAAAUAAGGGCCUAAAGUCUCAAAAUAGCCGAUUUUUAUGGGUUUUGAGAGGUUUCUUUGACUUUGAGGUGUCUUUUCCCAAAAACCAGGAUUUUUAGCUGGUUGAGACUUUCAGAAUCUUUAUCUGAUACGUCAAGAAGUGUUUUGGCCAAUUUUCAGGAAAUUCCCAACCGCAAAGUGAAGUGACCUCCCUUGUCCGAUGUUUAGUCAUUUUUUUAAAUUUCAUGUUUUUCACGUAGUUAACCUAGAAAAUUUAGAAGCGUAGAAGUGCAGCCGCUAACAAUCGACCAAUCGAGAGCGUCAGUCUGUUCGGCGGUUUCUUUGGUCCGCGCAAAGAUUGUCGACGAGCCUUCGACGUCUUCAGGCGGCGUGAGUCGGGUGCAGAUCAAAGGGCAAAAGUCUGUCGUCUUCCGACCGCCCACCCUCAUCGCCUCUGUCGAGUACGACGACAAGGAUUCCGACGAGGGUUUCCUUUCAGUUGUUUUCCUCUCAACGCACUCUUUACGAGUUUUAAGAAAACAUCAACUACGAUCCCAAUACGGAAAGUGAAGAAGAGACUGAAGUGACGGCGAAGGAAGUCUUGGAAGUUUCUCCGCAGACGAAUCGCAUGAUGCUUGAAGGGUACAAACGCGUCGAAGCCAAGGUUUUCUCUUUGUUUGUUUAUUUCUCAAUACACUUCAAUUUUUUUUUCUUUCGUUAAUCAUGAGAAGCAUAGAUGGGAUAAAAAAAAACAGUAAAAAAGGACUUGGCUCUCGCCAGUCAUGCUCAUCCCAUGUAUGAUGAGAAGGAAAGUGCAAAAGAUGAGGAGCUGAAUUUGAUGAAACUUGACUGGAAAGCACUCCAGAAUCUCCUGAUUACAGAUCAGUGGAGACUGAAUGUACUACAUAAUGUUUUUUUUUUGGAAAUACGCCGUUUAAGUUCUCUAUAAGGGCGGGGCUGACGGGCGUCGGAUUAAAUCCCAGACAAGAGCGGAAAUGAAGACCGACCAAUCGGGUUAUGGAAAUGAAAUGAUAUACCGUCUUUGUGCAAGUUGAAAUUUAUGUUUAUUAUCAGUUAAAUUUAGGAGUGUUGUUGAAAAUUGUGAAGAUUAAAAUAGGAUUGGCUCUGUUAACGUUGUAAGUUCCUAUAAAUUUCAAAAAAGACCAUAAUAAACCGAAUAAAGCAGGACUUUGAGGAAGUUUUUUGUAGGAGCCGAAUUUCACUGCGAGGCCAGAAAAGCCGGUUUUACGGAAGCCGGGUCAGCCGUCACGCUUUCGAUCUCGUCAUUUACACGAUUCCUCGAACCGCAACUCUUCAACGUCUUUGAAAGAUUCGAGGUACAAAUACUUUUUAUUAUGAAAAAUCCGAAAAUUUUGCAGGGACGACGAAAAUCUGCCCGACCGCCAAGCUGAUGACAGCGACAGCGACGGCCCUAUACGAUAUCGCGAUGACCCCCCGAUGGUAGCCGCGGCCGCUGCUGCGAGACGUGCUGCCAACGUCGCGACGUCUUCUGAAGAGGACGGGGACAAAGAGGAAGAGGAAGAUGUCCCACGAAGCGGACUCGCUUCGAAAGUCCAACGAAAAGACACGUUGGCCUUGCGGUUGAACGCGCCGCCCUGCGUCGACGACAUCAAUGGCCAGACAUCCGAUGAACGCAAAAAGCUUAUGCACACCGCCUCGAUGAAAUUAGCUAGGUAAGAACGUACAAAAAGAGCUUUUAGCGCAACAGAGUGUGCCUAAUAACGAUUCUCCUGAGGCGAUCUGAAAAUUUAAAACUAAUGUCGUUUUCCAGGAAACUGAGCGAACGCCCCUCUGCCGAAGAGCUUGAAGAACGGAAUAUACUUCGAAGAGCCGGCAUGAGUCAAGCGACGAUGGAAGAAAAAAGGAAGCUGUUGCUGCGCAAGGUCAGAUCGACUUUAGAAACUCGAGGUUUUUCGGUUUCAGCUGAGUUUUCGUCCGACCAUCGCUCAACUCAAAGAACAGCAAAUCAUCCAAUUCAAUGACUACGUCGAAGUAACUCAAGCCGAGAUUUACGAUCGGAAAGCCGACAAGCCGUGGACACGCCUCACUGCCACGGACAAGGUCAGCCAUACUGUACAAAAAAGAGAAGCCUCUUUCUUUAUCAGUAGCCCACCAUUAUUAGAAAGCCCUCUAACUAUCCGGUUGAAAUUCUUUUAAAAAUCUAUGAAUUCUCGAAUUUUCGUGACUUUACAUAGUUGUAGCCCUAGAUCCUGAGCUGAUCGAUGAGUUUGAAAAGAAAAAAAAAAACAAAAAAAAAUCGUCCAAGGAAACCAAUUUCUUCAUGAAGACCUUUGAAGAGUUUUUGAGAAAAAACUGGAAAACUUCAUAUUUUCAAGUUAUAUGACCUUUAAUCAUCCUGAAAUUCCGAAAACGUGAAAAAAUCCUCUUCAUUGUAGGCCUUCAGUGAUCCUGCUAGGUUUGGAUUGAGUUUCAAAGCUUUAUUAAAUAUUGAAACGGCUUGAAAUGUCAUUAAAUUUGCGAAUGGUAGUGUAGAAGUUUCCAGGCUUCACUUAUGUUUUUCAAUUUCUGCCUUUCCUUGCUAAAUUAAAGACUCAAAGAGAGAAAAUUCGAUAUAACAGAAUAAUCGUUUUCAGGCGAUGAUUCGAAAAGAACUAAACGACUUCAAGGCUUCCGAAAUGGCAGUUCACGAAGAAAGCCGGGUAUUCACAAGGUUCUGUGUUUUUUUUUUCCUUCAACCAGAUCACGGCUUAAUUCAGGUUCCACCGACCGUGA
Molecule: messenger RNA, 6181 nt
Organism: Caenorhabditis auriculariae
Lineage: Eukaryota; Metazoa; Nematoda; Chromadorea; Rhabditida; Rhabditidae
Source: the annotation of a GenBank genome assembly